Molecule: messenger RNA, 8933 nt
Organism: Dermacentor silvarum
Lineage: Eukaryota; Metazoa; Arthropoda; Arachnida; Ixodida; Ixodidae
Gene: Tpst
Product: protein-tyrosine sulfotransferase 1
Exons: 10
Coding region: 785-1945 (386 amino acids)
Biological process (GO): peptidyl-tyrosine sulfation
Cellular component (GO): Golgi apparatus
Molecular function (GO): protein-tyrosine sulfotransferase activity
Source: RefSeq, a predicted model, not a curated record
CGUGGUUCGUCCGACGGGCGCGCCGAGCCCCAGUCGUCAGUGUGUGCGCGCUCGUGGUUCGCUCCGGCCGCUGCUGUCGACGCUCCUCCGCGACACCCCACGUCUGUCUCUCUGGAGAGCGCGCGUCAUUCUCGCGGGUCUCUCUCACUGACGCCGUACUUGAUCCCCGCAUCACGGACGACGACAGCGUGUCAUAAACUGCUUGCGUGGCGCUUGGGCCGAGCCAUCCCCUAUCGCCGCUCCUUCAAAUCCACACCGCUCUCCGCAUUCUUUCUCUUUAUUCUUCGUCGGCGACUGUUGUCAAACAUUGCGUUGUGUGCGCGCGCGUGGAGCAGUGAGAGGCUACGAUAUCUAAUCGGUCCAUUCCUGACGUUACCUUCGCGCCUUCUUGGUGGUUGAGCCUCCUGUUCGAGCGUGCUUAAUCGCUGGGCACCUCGCGCCCAGAAAGUUUCUACCCUGGUGCACGUCGGUCCGCCGAGUCACCCCUGCCUCCGAGUCUGGGACGAGUGAAAGCGCGCGCGCGUUUCCGAGCGUGCUGCGGCGCGGGGCCUGUCCAACCGAAGGCUACGCCGCCGUGUGUCCGCUCAGGCACGUCUCCCUUUGAUUCUGGGACAAGGCGGGAUCCCGUGUGGGGCAGCGGCUGCGCAGCCAGCCCGUGUGCCGCGCCUGCCCCGCCCCCUGGUGUCCGGUAGCAUGAGGUAGCAGGCCAGCGCAGCCAGCGCCUUCCUCCUCCUCUCCCCUCUCCCCCUUCCUGGUCCUAACGUUGCCACCAGCUGCAGUGGCAAUGCGCAGCAGCGCCUUGCUACUGCCCAGGCCCACCCGGCGGUGGGUGGCGCUGUGCGCUGCCUGCCUGCUCGCCGCCUUCUUCUGCUACUCCUUCCUCGGCUCGUGCCGCUCGGGGAACUUCAGCAUCACAUACGUGGCACCAGAGCGGUUCGUGUGGGGCCGCAACGCCGAGAAGGUGCACUACGACCGCCACAUGCCGCUGAUCUUCAUCGGCGGCAUGCCCCGCAGUGGCACGACGCUCAUACGCGUGCUGCUGGACGCGCACCCGGACGUGCGCUGCGGCGAGGAGACGCGCAUCAUACCGCGCCUGCUCUCGCUCAAGCAGCAGUGGUCCAAGAGCCCCACCGAGGUGCAGCGACUCAUCGAGGGGGGCAUCACGGACGAGGUUCUGGACUCGGCCAUGACGGCGUUCAUCCUGGAGGUGAUCGUGCGGCAUGGCAAGCCGGCGCCGCGGCUUUGCAACAAGGACCCGUUCACGCUGCGAGCCGCCGUCUACUUGCACAAGCUGUUCCCGCAGGCAAAGUUCCUGCUCAUGAUACGCGACGGCCGGGCGGUCGUGCACUCCAUCAUCACGCGAAAGGUGACGAUAACGGGCUAUGACCUGAGCGACUACCGGCAGUGCCUGAAGCGCUGGAAUGCCGCCAUGUACUCCAUGUACAACCAGUGCCAGCAGCUUGGGCCCAGCAUGUGUAUGCCCGUUUACUAUGAGCAACUGGUGCUGCACCCCAAGCAGUGGCUGCAGCGCAUCCUCGCCUUCCUCGACGUGCCCUGGAACGACUCGGUGCUGCACCAUGAGCAGGUUAUCAACCAGUCAGGCAUAUCCCUUUCCAAGCUGGAGCGUUCCACGGACCAGGUGAUCAAGCCUAUCAACUUGGAGGCACUGAGCAAGUGGGUCGGCCAGAUUCCCGAGGACGUUGUGCGCGACAUGGCCAAAGUGGCACCCAUGCUGUCCGAGUUGGGCUACGACCCAAUGGCCAACCCUCCAAACUACGGCCGACCUGACUCAUUCGUGCUCAAUAACACGCUACAGAUCAAGCGCGACACAGCCGAGUGGCGUGCUCGAGAAAUGGAGCUGGCUCAGCACCGCGAUGCCAUUCGCCGUGGUGCCAUAAGACGCAAGGCUGAGGAAGAGGCUAUGGCUAGGACACCCACACCUUAGGAAAAGAAACAGUGUGUGUGUGUGACAUGAAAAACUUGGAACUGUGUGACUCGAGGAGUGUUUUGUGUAGGACCACAGCAGUCACUUCAUUAACGUAAAAACGAAGGGCUUGGAGCAGGCAGCCACGUUUUUCAGUCACUUUAGCACAAGUCGAUUGUGGCUGGCAGCUUUAGUUUACGCCAUAAGGCGGAAUGUACAAGACGUCAGGUGUUCUUUUGAAUCAGUUUUUCUCAAAUGUUACCUCAUCAGUCUGUUAGUUGGUCACUUGGCUCUAAAGUUAAGCUGAAACUUUCACAGCUUGCUUUGCGGACAGUCCUGUCAAGAAGAGUUCAAAAUUAGAAAAAGUUGCUUUGUGUGGGAUCUUCAAGUAUCAAGAGCCCUGUUUGCAUUCAUUCAUUUUUAAGUUAUUCAUAAAGGUAUCGAAUCAGCUGUGCAAUGUCAUUGGACUGAGUAACUUUUGCCCCAUAGUCACUGUGUCAUCACAUGACAUUUGAAGCUGUGUGUAAACCAUCUCUGUUCCAUAAUAAUAUUAAUUUGAAAUUUUUCAAAGUGCAGUUUAGCUUUGUCAACUUGUACAGAAGGAGGAAAAUAGUUUGGCAACUCUGAGAGCUCUUAGGUUGUUUGCAAGCAUUGGCAUCAUCUUAGGUCUGUGUUGUAAAUUCUGGCAAAUUCUGCUUUGUUUUUGUUUUUGCUCGUUCGGUUUUCUUCAGCUGAUGCCAACAGCGACAGUCAUUCAUUGAAAAGGCAGACACAGUGAUGGAGUGAGUGUUGGAACCAUGUGUCAUCAGCCUGUUUAUUUUGUUGAGUAUCGAACUGCAGAGUGCUUAUACUGCCACCUUCAUCUUGCUGCUUCAUGCAUGGCAGUCUUGCACUAUUGUAGUGGCCUAGCUGAAAGCUCAAAUAUCUGAUGUGAAACUAAGAUUUCGGAAUGCAUAACUCAUUUAUAGAAGAUGCUUAGGCUAUUGUCCACAAUGAAAAGAGUGACACAAUGUGCAAAUUUUGAUGAUAGCACACAGCGUUCAUUUAAAUUUUGUUUAUGGUCAUAGAAAGCUGCAUUUAAAGCAAGAACGUUGUAAUUUGCAAAUCUUUGCCUCUCUUAUGAUAUGUCUACUAAGCUUGAGAAUCUCAUUUUGAAGUCAUUUUGUGUCCUGACUGGGUGCCCAGUUUGUGCGUGCUUCUUCCCCUUAAGCUUAAAAUUUCUAAAUUUAUAGUUCGCUUUCCAUGCUGAUAAUUGAUGUUUAUGGCCUUGCAGUGUGUCACUAAGCAGAAGUGCACUGUGCAUGGUGUAAGCAUUAAAUUUUAUCCAAACUAGCUGAUAGAUUUUCUUUCCAGGAGAUCUUUCUGCCGAAUUCAUCUUAGAAUAGCUCCUUUUAACUUAUAAUUGGAAGUCGUUAUGUAGAAUACUGAUUAUACAAUGAACGUUUUAACACUUAAUACGAACUCUGUAGUGCAAAGGCAUACAAGAAGAAUGCUGGCUACUAAAAAGCAGGUUUACAUUCAUGAGGUGAAAUUUUUGCACACACUUUUACUUCAGGACAACUAAAGUUAGUACAAGAACUUCUUUUCUGCUGUAUUCUCACAAUGCAGUGAAUUUAAUGGGGUCACUCUUAAAAGGUCCUGAAGUAGUUAAUUUUGCUAUGACUGUUUCUGUGCAUUUGGCUAUGUCACAUUUUUUAUUAGUAAUCUGGGCUAUAUCAUUGCACCGCCAAUCUGCAUGUUCUGCAAGCUUUAAUGCAGGACCUUAAAUCAGCCUAAUGAUAUCAAAGCAUUCAAGAACACUGAAAUUACCAUGACAGCCUGUCCGCACAGCAAGAGACGUACAUUGUGGAAGAGAUAGUUUACAAAAGAGUGAAGCUAUUUCUAUUGAGCGCACAAGAACGGAACUAGUAGUUUCAUUAAGCUAUAUGGUAUUGCUUCUUGAAGAUCACUAGGUUAUAAAUGUGCCAUCACACAUGGUUUCUCAGUGUAUUUCUGUUGCGAUGGAAAGUCAGAGCUUAUUACCGAAGUCAAGCACCUCUCGAAACACGUGUGAUAGACUAUGUAAAUAGCAGUGUGAAUCAAAAGGCGUGCGUGGUAAAAUGCAGCUAUUCUGUUGGUGCGCUUGUCUGAGCUCAUGGGUAUUUCAUUACCUUUCCUUCUGGCUUUCGUUAUGUGCUGCUUUACAGAUGCACUGUGCAGGGCCGGGGUCUUUUUCUUUAUUGACAUCAACUGUUCUGUUUAUCUUUACUCAGGAGUCCUUGCCUUUUAUUGACACACUUAUACUGUGGACAGGGCAUUCUCUGUGGGCAUAUACAACAAAGCAUCGUUCUCACAGGCAGCAUUAGAAUGUGGUCACUCCUAAAUAUAGACACUAAUACUGAAGUGUCAAUAAAAACUGAAAGGAGGGGAUGCUUCAUCAUAUAUUUCAUACAAGCAGGAAAUGAAGAUCUCAUCCUGCAGAUAAUGAUCCUUAUGGUCAUGCCCUCCUCUUGUCUUAGAUAAGGCAGCAUCAUUCCAUUUUGCUUGGCUUAUGUCGCUCAGCAGAUUUUUCUUCUGCUCAAGUUUCAGUGCGAAAAUAGGUGCAACCUUGUUCCUUUUGCGAAGGCUGUGAUUUCUUAUGUACCUUCCUGCCGUGUGGGUCACUGCAUUCGUGACCUGAUGCAAGUUCUUGAUGUUUUUGUUGCUCUUUUCUUUCUUAGGAGAGGCGCUCAUAUGCCAUUAUGACGUUUCGUUACCCCUCUGCAUCUCCUUGCUGCACUCCAAAGAUGUUCGGGAAUAUGAUGCACAAUCUAAAAGAGAUAUGCACACAUUUUUUUCUACAGUGAGGAGAGAAAGUACUGUCAUGCAUAAAUACAUAUGUAUAGCGGUGCAGAAUUUCAUCAUCUAUUUGUGUUUGCUAUUGUUCAAGGACAGUGACUGCAAAUCAUUCUUUUUUUCUUUCUUCUCGAGAUAAGUGUCGCCCAUUGCUUUUGGAAACUGUGAGAUCUGACAUGGAUGUUUUCAGCAGUGGUGCCUGACCUUGUAAAAGUGGUGGUGGGCCAACCAGUAGGAUUCUUGUGCGCAGCGUGGACUGUGGAGGUUCAAGAAUUUUUUGCAGAUGGUUGGGUGUAUUAUACUGGAGUGCACGCACAUUUUUGUUUUCCUGCACAUGCACUAUUUCUGUCAAGCAGUAGUUUGUGGGUUAAUGUGAAUGCUGGUGCAUGGAGCUGGUGUGUGAGAUGUUGUUUACAAAAAAUUUCACGAAACCAAAAAAAAAAAAAGCCUAGAGAUGAAACAUUGAACAAGGCUGUCUGUAGUGGUGCUUAGAUUUAGUAUGUUGGGUUUGUACUUGUGGAUGUACUGCUGCCUGAGAACUGCUCAGGAUGUUUUGAUAUGCAUACUGAGUAUGCCUACGGUGUUGUUACAGAAGUACUUGGAAGGUUAUAGAAGUAAGAGCAAGCAUGUUUUUAGUUAUGCCUGAAGUGAAAGUAGUUUAGCUCUAUCAAUCAACCAAGAAAGAAUGGGCUUAACAUAAGGUACCUAAAUGUUUGUACCUAAGAGGACAGUAUAGCUAAAUGGCCUUUAGCUAUAAGCGGAAAAGCUGCAUUGAGAAGCAGUGUACAUUCAAAGUACAGAUCGAAUUCCUAGUAGUUUGCAGACGACAGUGUAGAGCAUGUUAUGCAUGAAAUCACUGAGGUCUAUUUGUUCUCGAGUGUACACGAAUAUGAAAUUUUGAAUCUACUUGUCAUUUCCAAGUGCAAACGUAAUGUCUAAGUGAUGUAGUGUGCACAUUGUUUUCCAUUUCAUUGCACCAUUAUUCUGGUGCUUCAGUGCACACGUUUAGAUAUUUGUUCUCAUUGAAUUACUUUCAAUGAAAAAUAUUUUUUCUACAUGGGCUGCUACAAUUUGCAUAUUUGCUAUGAGAGCCGACUUUAAUAUUAUUAAUCACCAGCUAAACUUUAGAUAAUAUUGCAGCUGUACUUUCUGGACAGUGCAUACGAAAAACACCUGUUACUGGCCAUCAUUCUUCAUGUUCAUGAAACUGUUUAUUGCAGUCUAAAUUCAUAGCCUCUCUCUAGUAUUCACUGCAUCCAUCAGUAGGUCUAGAGAUAUCAAGGCCACUUGUUUAGGAUAAACUGGAAAACGGGUUCCUUUUUUAUUGUUAGAGAGGAACAGACGGAAAUUUUUAGUGGAGAUGCAAGAGAUCACUGGUGGAGAGUCUCAUGUACUUGUAUUCUUUUAUUGCUUUCUUUUCUUUCUGAAGAUGCAAGAAAGCUAUCUCUUUCGGGUUGCCGACACAAGCAAGUGCCUUUGUUCCGCCAAUCCACAUAUCGUGUGUGCCAACUCUUCCUAAGAGUACCACGUGACUCUGACUGUUUCCUUGUGUAAUCAGAGAGAUGUGCACUCUUUGUGUAUUCCAUGCCGAAAGUCUGGCUGAAAGUGCACUUCUGCAAAGGUACCCAAUACAUGUUUAUUCUAUCAGUAUAAGUGCGCUUUCCAAAUAAUUGCCUUGUUUCCUACAAAAUCUCUUAAACAUCAACCAAUCACAUGAUAGAGGCCACGUGCUUGAUAGGCAUUCGAAGCUCAUUAAAAUACUGGUCUUUUAUUUGAGCCAUUGAUAUCUGUUAGCAUAGUCACAGACUUGUGUUAAAUUACAUCUAUAACUUGCAAGUGCCCUCAUGAGCAAAAGUAAGCAUUGUUUGACUUAGUAUUUCAUUCUGCUGUUCUUUUUGGCUGGAAAGAUUAUUAUUGUUCCAUAUUUAAAACAUUGCUAAGCAGUGGCACUACAAUGCAAACUGAAGUAAACGAAAAAAAUUCUCAAGUCACACUAACAUGGUUUUAGUGUGGGAGUUUGCAAUCAAGUCACUUGAGUCCCUUAAGCCAUGCUGCUUUCAAGCCAUGAAAGCAAUGAUGACAUAAAAAACAAGAUUGUCUCUGAUGUCUGUUCUGUGCAAGUACUUCAAUUACUUGAUUACUUUUCUAAAGUUAUGUUUCGCUUUACAAGCAGUAGUACUUAUUUAAAAUAUGUGCUCUGUUCUAAUGCUGCCAGGACUACGUGAGGUUCUCCAAGCUACAGCUGCAAGCCAAGCUGCAAUUGGCUGAAGUAUGUGAGCCAGGGUUCUAACCAGUCGAAGCACUAGCCAGCCAGACUUCAGGCAACAUGCACAACAGCUUUUAAAAAAAAGGCGCAACAAUGAGUUGGGUGAUGGAAAUACUCUAAACUACCCGAACAUGGGACAGAUUGCUUCAAUCACUGCUUGUUUUUGAAUGUGCCAGUAACACCACAUUGUGCAUGAUGCACUCAGUGAUACUUGAUAAAUAUUGGUGAAUGUUAAACACAGUAACAUACAAAAGGAAAGAAAAUGUCUGCAAGUUCUUGAAGGCGCCAUACUCUCAGCAUUGCAUGUCACCAGAAAUCUAAUUGCCUGGUGCGCAUAGUGUAACAACGGGAAGCCCAUCUGAAGAGCCAUUUUAUAAAAAUAGCUGUUCAGGUGGACUUCCCGUGGUCGCUUACCGUCGCCGUGACAUUUGAUUUCAUUGAACAUCACUUACCUUGCAAUCCUGUAUAAUUUUGCCGGUCUGCUCAUCGGUUUCUGCAUUUGGGUGUUGCUUGAGUAAUGCCUUGGUGUUCAUUUUCUUGUUCUUAUUCAGCUAGCUCGUUAUUAUAAAGUAGUCCACAGUCAUUAAGAGGGUUUUGCACUGUCCACAUCAAGCAUCCGACAUUGCAGGAAACAUUUUUUUCUCAGCUAAAAUUGUCUUUAAUCCACUGGUGCGUGGUGUGCCAAGCCCUCGGCCAGCGUCUCUGCUGCACUGUUCCGUUUGUGGGACCAAGGAAAUGCAGCCGCCAUUUUGCACCAUUGAGUUGAAAAGCGGCAAAAUCCCUCUUGUCAACAUAGCUUUCUGCAAAGGACAAAUAAAGCUGUGCAUAGUGGAACCCGAUGGCAUGAAAACAAGAUGUUUAAAUAUGUCCUUGAUAAUGCAGGAUAUAACGUUCUAAUACCGCUGGUUGUUCUGAUCAGACUGCAGUUGUACCUCGUUAUAAUGAACAAUUCCAUGGUGAAUUAUUUGAUACUGUACAAUAAAUUUGACAUUUGGAUAGUCAUGCUCUCCUAAGGUGGAACUUUUGUUUCUAUGUAACUGCAAAUGGCACAAAAUUAUGGGGAGAGGAGGUCUGUUGGCUUUAGCAAGGCAAUUUUUUUUCUUGCAAACCUUAAAAUUGUAUUUAUUGUUGAAACUCUAGACUGGCGAUGCAGUGACACCUGAGGGUGGUAGCAAUUCAGGGUCUCAAUCACGCGUAUACACUCUGCACUGUCUCAGUAUCGACACAUGCAUCCAGUGUUCUUCAUCUUAGUGAUUUUCCAGAUUAUAACUGGUGUCACAGUGUCUUUGCAGUGCUCUGCAAUAGAAGACAAUGCUGACAGCAUUUUAGUUGCAACAACCAAUGCAGAAUGGUGGCAGUGAUAAUGGGCAAAAGCAUAUGAAUAUCGAAUGCACCUGUCAGUAUUUAUGCCACUAUGCACCACAUUACAUUACCAGUGCAAUCCAUAGUGAAUUAUAAAGAUUUCAUUUUCUUAUUCUAGUGCUGAUCCUUAGCGGUCAUUCGGUGGUUUUCGUACUUACCUUGCGUACCUUCUGCAAGGACUCGCUAGUAAAAUAAAGAUAACUGUUUAUUUCUUUAACGAUCAUUUUAUAUAAUGUUUGCAGGGUUUUUUUCAUUUGUUUUUAUGCAUAACUUCGUUAUAACGAGGUUCGACUGGUAACGUUUUUUCCCGAGUUUGAUACGAGUCGGUUUAAUAGCUAUGCCGAUAAAAACUGAUUCAUUCUGCUCAUGGAGGGAAGGGGUGUUGGUUAAGAACAGGUUGGCGGUGGCCAGCACAGCUGACUGGGAGCUUCUUUGUUGGCAGCUACACAGAUUGGCGCCCAUUUCACAUGCCAUAUUAUAAUAUAUACAAACAUACACGUAUAUAUUUUGUUGAAUGUGAUGUGGAGUAAUUUAUUGAUGAAGAAAAAAAAUGGCAACGUCCACGCA